GCGUUGGGUCCACGCUCGUUGGUGUCGGGGCCUUGAGCGCCCUGGCGGCCUCGACGAAGCGGUCCCGCCCUUCGCGGGGGCUCCGCGCUCGCGGUGGUGAUGUGGUGGAGACCCUGCCCACCACGGAGAUCAACUACUACAAGUUGGACAGCAUCAAUACCACCCAGAUCUUGGCCUCCAUGCGAUGC
This is a messenger RNA of Symbiodinium pilosum, 188 nucleotides long. The record is from the annotation of a GenBank genome assembly. Lineage: Eukaryota; Dinophyceae; Suessiales; Symbiodiniaceae.